This is a messenger RNA of Caenorhabditis sp. 36 PRJEB53466, 567 nucleotides long. The record is from the annotation of a GenBank genome assembly. Lineage: Eukaryota; Metazoa; Nematoda; Chromadorea; Rhabditida; Rhabditidae.
AUGCUCCGAUCUCUGCUUCUUCUCGCCUUCAUCAGCUCCGUUUCCAUGUACUCCUUGGCAAAAGUGAGGCUCUUUUUGGGAAUAAACACGUAUAUUUUCCUUCAGGCCGAUGAGCCAAACGUGCUUUGCAAUGGCUGUCAGUUCGCAGUGAAUCUUGUGGAAACCCAGCUUAAGAAGAUUGAGACAGGGGCGAAAAAGGACCUAACCAUUUUUGCAGAUGUGAGUGGGAACCUCCCUUUUCGUAACUUUUUUUGCGCUGCCGGCGCGUAGCGACGAGCUGUCAACAUUGAUGAAACAAGAAAAAAAUGGAUCUUUUGAGCAAUUUUUCACACAGAUGUGUUCUAUAGAUUGGAGUACACUUAUGUGAAAACUACGCAUUUGGCACGACAAUAUCUGAUUUCGUAUUUUCAGAAAGCCUGUGCCAAAGCCCCCAAACUGGAAGUGUUCGACACGGUUUGCUCGAAAAUCAAAGACGAUCUGAUCGACAUCGCCGUGCAGCUGAUCGAAUCGCUCGAACGACAAGUCAGCGGGAACGUCACGUGCAAGGCACUCAAAUUCUGUACCUAG